This is a messenger RNA of Gasterosteus aculeatus aculeatus (three-spined stickleback), 2602 nucleotides long. Its product is annotated as ras-related protein Rab-40C. Gene Ontology annotation, biological process: intracellular signal transduction. Lineage: Eukaryota; Metazoa; Chordata; Actinopteri; Perciformes; Gasterosteidae. Gene Ontology annotation, molecular function: GTPase activity; GTP binding. The record is from RefSeq and is a predicted model, not a curated record.
AAAACAAGAUGUAGUGAUAGUUUAAAUGGAACCCGGAUGUUACGUAGGCGGUGACCUCAUAACCAGGAAGUUCCAACGCAGUCCACUCGACUGAACGCUGUGUACUAGCGCUCAACAGCCCUCAUUGACUUUUUUUUCUUUAAAAACAAAGUUGAAACUGUCAUAUUUCACUUGAUAGAUUAUUACUUUAUGUGCAAUUUUGCAGCCUCGUUUUCCUGUGUGUCAUCUGUUGGCACUAGAAUAUAUUACUAUCUGCGCUAGCUAACAACGCAGCUAACAGCUAGUUGAGGUUGUUUUGAUUAGUAAAGUGAACAAUAAAGUCACGUCGACGUGUCCGGCCUGAGCUUCAAGAGCUAGUGGCGCACUUUAAAAAGCUACGUCGAUAUUGUCCAGACGAACUAACAGUUAUUUUUUUUAUCCGAUUGACUUCACAAAGAACGGAGUUAGUAUAAUGAAUUCGUGGUUAGCGCACUAGCUAGCUUGCCAGCUAACGUCAGCGGCGACCGCCUAGCCUUUAGCCUCCAGCGUUGGGACCGUCCGGCUUGUCCCUGUCCCCGAAGUAGUGGACGUUGGGCGAGCUUUAAAAGCUCUCUGUGAACCGGAUCCAAUGCGUGGGAUGAUGGGCACACAGAGUAGUCCAGUCAAGAGCUACGAUUAUCUCCUGAAAUUCCUUUUGGUUGGAGACAGCGACGUUGGAAAAGGAGAAAUUUUGGACAGUUUACAAGACGGAUCAGUAGAGUCCCCGUACGCCUACAGCAGCGGGAUUGAUUACAAGACCACCACGAUUCUGCUGGAUGGGAGGAGAGUUAAACUAGAGUUAUGGGACACAUCGGGACAGGGCAGGUUCUGCACCAUCUUCAGGUCUUACUCUCGCGGAGCACAGGGCAUCCUGCUCGUGUACGACAUCACCAACGGCUGGUCGUUUGAUGGCAUUGACCGCUGGAUACGAGAAAUUGACGAGCAUGCCCCAGGUGUACCCAGAAUCCUGGUGGGAAAUCGCCUUCACUUGGCGUUCAGGCGGCAGGUGCCGACGGAGCAGGCGAGGGCCUAUGCAGAAAAGAACAGCAUGACUUUCUUUGAGGUCAGUCCGCUGUGCAACUUCAACGUCAUCGAAUCUUUCACAGAGCUUUCACGCAUUGUGCUGAUGAGACACGGGAUGGAGAAGUUCUGGAAGCCCAACAGAGUCUUCAGCCUACAAGAUCUCUGCUGCCGUUCCAUCGUCUCCUGCACACCGGUGCACCUCAUCGACAAACUGCCCCUCCCCGUGGCCAUCAAGUCCCACCUCAAGUCUUUCUCCAUGGCCAACGGCAUGAACGCAGUCAUGAUGCACGGACGCUCUUACUCGGUGGCCAACAGCGCGGCCUCGGGCGGCGGCGGAAGCAAAGCCAACAGUCUGAAACGCUCAAAGUCCUUCAGGCCUCCUCAGAGUCCCCCGAAGGAGUCCUCGUUAUCCUUGAAGGGGAGCUGUAAGAUUUCAUAGUGAUGAGUGGACUUAUGGUUGCCUCCAUGGGGCAAGUGUUAAAAGUGUUGUUUCUACUUGGGGUCACAAGGCCAUUAAGGAACAGGGAGAACCACGAGCAGCCUUCACCAGAAACGGAUGUUGCCGUGAGCUCACGUUGACCUUUGUGAAGUGCCUUGGGUGCUUGGAUGGGUUCCCGUUGUCUUUGGGCUUUGCUAGUGCCCUCUUGUGGGUGCCUGUUUACCCAUUUUCUAAACUAUAGGGGCUCACUAUUACCAAGUAGAACCAGAUUUCCCUGUGAUUUGUGGCUCACUUGUUAACACUACAAAUGCUUGGAGGGAAAAUGGCAAGCUUUUUUUUAUAUGUAAAAUUGUAUUUAAAGUUGUAUAUGUGCUGUUUGUGCAAGUUGUUUUGGUGGUGUUUGGUGAUCGAUCCCAGAAAGGAGCUUCUUGUGCUCGUUUUCUGCUCGAAUGCUUUUGUGUAAAACUUACUUGUGUGUCUUCUGCUCUUGUUUACCUUGCAAAAAUUCCAUUGCAACCUCAACGUUGCUGAGCUAUUUAUUUAAAACGUAUUUCUUUUUUUUUUUUUUUAAUUGAAUGUCAUGAAAGCGGCAGAGCGAGUUUUCCAGACUGACAGGAGUUGAGACAAGUACCAAGUCCCCAAACCAUUGUACGUCAAGCUCGACCUCCCUGGUGUCCCCUUUGAGCCCAAAUGAAUUCAACGUCCAUCUCCAUCCGUCUUCGGUCUGGACAUCCGUUGACUUUCUCAUGCCGUUUUUGCCUCUAAAGCUGACUGGUUUAAACCCCCACCAGCAGGACCAUCUAUUAACCCAUUGGGUUGUUGUGCAGAUUGUUUGCUACGUCACAGCUUUAUGCCUCCAAAAGGGGCUGUAAUCGUGUCAUUGUCCAGGAAUUUAUAAGCUCACAUUACAUUGGUGAGGAGUUUUUAACAUUUUGUGCUUGUUGGAUGUUUUAUUUAUAUGCAAAUGUAUUUCUGAAUGUAAAACAACGAGUCUCCUGCUUGCUUUUCUGUGGCCAUGUGGAAACGUUUGGAACUGUAGGAAUCAGAGGUGGAAGGUCACAUCCGCUAUUGUGAUAUUUUUAUAAACGUUGGGUAUUCGUACUAUAAAUGACAUUAAUCUUA